Messenger RNA from Racocetra persica, 306 nucleotides. The record is from the annotation of a GenBank genome assembly. Lineage: Eukaryota; Fungi; Glomeromycota; Glomeromycetes; Diversisporales; Gigasporaceae.
GGUCACCUUGUAAACAUCAGGCCGCCGUUGCCAUUAAAUAUCAUGAACGAUCAUUUAAUUUUAUUCCAGCUUUAUCGAUUAAUGACUGUAUGGACUAUCAUUAUAUCGCAUGUGGUACGGUUGCACAAGAUUUCUCAUUCUAUGCAUCUUUACGAGCACCUGCCAUAUUCGAAAAUAAUAAAAUGAAUAUGCAUAAUGAAAACACUAAUGCUGGUGCAGAUAUAAAUCAUCAAGAUUCAAAUAUCGAUAUAUCUACUGUGAAUGAUAUUACUUGCGAUUCUAAUAACAGUGAGGAUAAGAGUACUC